UUUUUGUUUUCCCUCCGUUAUCCAUGAUCCAAUCCGCCGAGGUUGGUGGGUCUCUCAUACCUCACAAGCCAACACCAUUUCUGUCAGUCCCAAAUCCAAUUUCCCUCUCCCUUAUCCCCAAUUUCCAUACCACGCUACCCGAAUUGACUUCAAAAACCCAUACACAAAAUAUCUCAUCUACCUUCUGCAACCCAGAACCCCACUCUCUAUGUCUAUCCACACACCUUAAACCCUAGCCCUGUAUCUUCCAUUUCGUUUCUCAACCGCAAUCGCCAUGGAUGUUGCUCAUCUAUCCACCAAAUGCUUUUUAUCUCCCAUUCCUUCUUCUUCUCUCCCUGUUCUUUCCAGGAUUCCAAUCUCGCUCCGCAGGUCUAGGCGCGCAGCUUCGCUUCGACGUAUACGGCUCUGUUCCGCGUCCGGCUCCGACACCUUGGUGGCCGGAUCGCGGAAGGAAGAUGGGAGGGUUUCUGAAGCUGCGAGGAAAAAGGAAGACGAGUUUGGAGAUUUGAAAUCUUGGAUGCACGAAAAUGGGCUUCCUCCUUGCAAGGUUGUUCUCAAAGAAAGACCGUCUCACCACGAGCAACACAAGGCUAUACAUUAUAUAGCUGCGAGCGAAGAUCUCCAGGCGGGUGAUGUUGCUUUCUCUGUUCCGGAUUCCUUGGUUGUAACUCUGGAGAGAGUUUUGGGGAACGAGACCAUUGCGGAACUAUUAACCACAAACAAACUCUCGGAAUUGGCCUGCUUGGCAUUGUAUUUAAUGUAUGAGAAGAAGCAAGGAAAGAAGUCUUUUUGGUACCCAUAUAUUAGAGAGCUUGAUCGUCAACGAGGGAGGGGCCAGUUAGCUGUGGAAUCUCCCCUGCUAUGGUCAGAAAGUGAACUGGCUUAUCUUACAGGCAGCCCCACUAAGGCUGAAGUUCUUGAAAGGGCGGAAGGAAUUAAAAGGGAAUAUAAUGAGCUUGAUACUGUCUGGUUUAUGGCUGGAUCUCUGUUUCAGCAAUACCCAUAUGAUAUUCCUACUGAGGCCUUUCCAUUUGAGAUUUUCAAACAAGCUUUUGUUGCAAUUCAGUCUUGUGUGGUGCAUUUACAGAAAGUCAGUCUGGCUCGGAGGUUUGCCUUGGUCCCACUAGGACCUCCAUUGCUAGCUUAUAGAAGCAACUGCAAAGCGAUGUUAGCUGCUGUUGAUGGCUCUGUACAACUAGUGGUUGAUCGGCCCUAUAAAGCUGGGGAAUCUAUUGUUGUCUGGUGUGGUCCACAGCCUAACUCAAAAUUGCUUCUGAAUUAUGGUUUUGUUGAUGAAGACAAUUCCUAUGAUCGUAUAGUGGUUGAGGCAGCUCUUAACACUGAGGAUCCUCAAUAUCAGGACAAGAGAAUGGUUGCUCAAAGAAAUGGAAAACUAACAGUGCAAAAAUUUCAUGUUUCUGUAGGAAAAGAAAGAGAAGCUGUUUCAGACAUGCUCCCUUAUCUGCGAUUGGGCUAUGUUUCAGAUCCUUCUGAGAUGCAGUCUGUUAUCUCUUCUCAAGGUCCAAUAUGUCCUGUGAGUCCUUGUAUGGAACGUGCAGUAUUGGACCAACUUGUGGAUUAUUUUGAGAGACGGUUGGCUGGCUAUCCUACCACUAUGAGUGAAGACGAGUGUUUGUUGGCAGAUAGUAAUUUGAACCCAAAGAAGCUAGUUGCCACACAGCUUGUCAGGUUGGAAAAGAAAAUGCUAAAUGCAUGCUUGAAGGCUACAGUUGAUUUGAUAAACCAGUUGCCUGAUCACACUGUGUCUCCAUGCCCAGCUCCUUACACUCCUCUACUAAAAUGAAAGAAACAGCCAAUCUGUUUCCUGAUCUAGCAAACCACAGAACUUCUUGGCCAUACUGAUUUUUACAGCUCAACAGGGCAACAUAAACCAGGUACAUCCAAGAAGCUGGGUACAGUCUAGAGCAACCAAGAAAUAUGGAUAAAUAGCAGUUGCUCUCAUAGGCUUUCAACAAGGAUGAGUGUGCAUGAUGUAUGAAGCAAGGGUUUGGAAGCUAUAGAACUAAAUUUGAUGUCUGUUGCUUAUUCCUCACCCCACUGUUCCCUACCUUUUUGUCACAGGGUGUGGUUAUAUUUCAUUAAAUGCACUCGACAUGCAAGUCCGGCCAUUCAUGUCAUUUGGCCAUCCCUUGUAAAUGUGAAUUCAACUUUCUGUCACCUUAUGUUCCUUGUAACCAUACAAACUACAAAUUUUUUCAGAAGCAUUCUCUUUUAAUUUCAA
Messenger RNA from Vitis riparia (riverbank grape), 2242 nucleotides. RefSeq names its product actin-histidine N-methyltransferase. Lineage: Eukaryota; Viridiplantae; Streptophyta; Magnoliopsida; Vitales; Vitaceae. Gene Ontology annotation, molecular function: protein-lysine N-methyltransferase activity. Gene Ontology annotation, cellular component: chloroplast stroma. The record is from RefSeq and is a predicted model, not a curated record. The coding region runs from base 275 to 1804 and encodes 509 amino acids. Gene Ontology annotation, biological process: peptidyl-lysine monomethylation. The transcript has 13 exons.